Molecule: messenger RNA, 3952 nt
Organism: Cyprinodon variegatus (sheepshead minnow)
Lineage: Eukaryota; Metazoa; Chordata; Actinopteri; Cyprinodontiformes; Cyprinodontidae
Product: RNA-binding motif, single-stranded-interacting protein 2-like
Exons: 14
Coding region: 87-1316 (409 amino acids)
Cellular component (GO): cytosol; nucleus; ribonucleoprotein complex
Molecular function (GO): poly(U) RNA binding; poly(A) binding; mRNA 3'-UTR binding
Source: RefSeq, a predicted model, not a curated record
CUCCAAUCACCGCCGCUCUUCUGACUGAAUUUCCCUGACUGACGUCAGCUGACUCUCCGCUCCUCUGGACACAGCGCCGCGUAAAAAUGCUGCUCUCGGUGCCGCCAAGGACAGGAAUCAGCCCGUACGGCGGCUACACCGGCAAAAGCCACAAGAAGCAGACAUAUGUGUCCCCAUCCAACCAUCAGAUGGCCCCUCCCAGUCCCAACAGCAAUGGCAACAGCAACACCCCCACAUUCAGCAAUGGCAACAGCAACAGCAUGAAUGGAGCAGAGCAGCUAAGCAAAACCAACCUUUAUAUCCGUGGCCUGCAUCCAGGAACCACAGACCAGGAUCUGGUCAAACUCUGUCAGCCGUAUGGGAAAAUUGUGUCUACCAAGGCCAUCUUGGACAAGACGACCAACAAAUGCAAAGGUUACGGCUUUGUGGACUUUGACAGUCCAACCUCAGCUCAAAAGGCAGUGACGGCACUGAAGGCUGUUGGAGUGCAGGCUCAGAUGGCCAAGCAACAGGAACAGGACCCCACCAACCUGUACAUCUCCAACCUUCCGCUGUCCAUGGAUGAAUCUGAGUUGGAGAACAUGCUGAAACCCUUCAGUCAGGCCAUUUCCACUCGAAUUCUUCGCGACUCCAACGGGACCAGCCGAGGGGUGGGCUUUGCCAGGAUGGAAUCAACUGAGAAAUGUGAGGCUAUCAUUCAACAUUUCAAUGGAAAAUAUAUCAAAACUCCUCCUGGAGUUCCAGCACAAACAGAGCCUCUUUUGUGUAAAUUUGCUGAUGGAGGCCAGAAGAAACGUCAAAGCCAAGGCAAAUAUCUCCAAAAUGGUCGGUCGUGGACGAGAGAUUCAGAAUCUGGAGGAAUGACUCUCACUUAUGAUCCCACCACAGCCCUACAGAACGGGUUCUAUUCCUCUCCGUACAGCAUUGCUCCCAAUCGGAUGAUUGGACCAGCCUCGCUUGCCCCAUACAUGCCUUCCCAUGUGUCCGCCUAUCAGGUACACAAUCCCUCCUGGCUACAUCAUCAGUCAUACAUCAUGCCUCCCACAGGAGCCGUCCUCGCGUCAGGAAUGGAGCACUCCAUGUCCAUCCAGCCGACCUCCAUGAUAGGACCCCUGACACAGCAGCUCAGUCACCUUUCUAUGGGCAGCAGCGGCCCAUAUAUGCCGACAAACACAUCUAUGCAGGGGACUUACAUCCCCCCAUACACCCAAGUGCCUGCCACCAACAUUUCAGUUGAGGAAAGUGCCGUCCAGCAGCCUGUUCCCAUUGGUACUCCAACAGAACACACGGCGUACUCCUACCAGCAUAACAAAUGAAGCCGUCGGUUUGGAUCUUUGCUUUCUUUAUCGUGCUCUGGAGCCUGGAAUGACUGUCCGGGGGCCGAAGUGCUGAAACCCUGCUGUGUGACUCUCCGUGUAAAGCAGCAGAAACUUGGAGGUCAGGUGGACUCGGACUGUUUCAUGUAAAGGACACAAAAACAAAAGAUGUUUUCCAUGAACUCAUAUUUGAAAGCAAAGUAGAGAACAGCGCGAAAGCAGGAAGAAUGGAACAUGGGGCAUCUAUUUUGAUAAGAACUCGAACACUACACAAUUUUAAGGUUUUACAUCACAAAUGGGGGUUUCUUAUGUUACGUCGGCAAGCUUAGAAGAAAAUCAGGAAAAUAUUUUUUUUGUUUGACUUUUGUGUAAAAUACGCCGAGAUUGUUUCCCUUUUUGUCUGAUAUUUUCAGCCGUUGAACUGCCUUCUUGUACAUUUUUUUCUUUUUCUUUCUUUUAAUUUUUUUUUGAAAGUUCUGAUUUGUCAAAGGUAUUUGAUUGAAGUACUUCAAACUGACAGCUCUUUUAUUCUCUUGGAUAAGUGGCAGGUUUAUCAGUCGUGAAGCCUUAUUUAAGCUGGUUUGACUCCUAUAAUUUAUAGUCUCGACAAAGCUCCAGACAAUCACACAAUAAGAAGAUUAGAAGGUAGGGAAAACUUUCAGAUAAAGCUGAUUGAUGACAUAUUUAUCACUUUUAACUUCCCAUAAAAAAGGACAUACAGUAAUGAAAAGGUUAGACCAAACUUGUUUUCUUAAAUUCCUUCUUCUAAAAGUACCUAAAGAAUACAUUGAACACCCAAAAACAACAGCAAGGGUGACCUAAUAGCUCUUUCCAUGAUUGCAGUUUCAAAGCAUUCCAGAUACAGAGGCAUGCAAAAGAUUUCUUUGAAUUAUUUGCUGGAUUUGCAAAAGUCGUAAACUUAAAGACGGCAUGUUUAAUUCUGUUAUUUAAUGAUUUCCAACAAACACUGUGUGCAGAUUAGUGUGUGAGCUUUUUUGGGGGCAUCAGCUGAAACUCAGUUUGCACAGCACAUAUAGGACCUAAAAAGGUACAGCCAUUAACCCAGUUAUCCUACAUCAAACAUGUUUAGGGAAUCAACAGAGGGCUAUUAUGUAACUUCCAGAAAAACUCAUGUAGUGGUGUGGGCAUUUUUUUUUUCCAUCACCUGAGUCCCUGUUUGAAUGCUGGCUGUGUGGACAGUUUAGUUUGUGUUUUCAUAAGCUUGGUCGAACAUAUAUUGAGGUUGCUUAGCAUCCACUUACAGCCUUGCUAUGAUUUGUUACAGUGCAGAAAACAUCCCUGGACUGCUUUUAUUCAUCAUUAAAACAAAAAAGUCAGACUUUAUUAUUUUUAGAAUGCUGUGUUUUCUCCACACAUGUUACAGUUUUAUAUUUGAGGCUUGUGGUGCUGAAAAGUAUUUGUUUUUAAUUAGUUGUUCAGUUUUUUUCAACUGAAUAUAAUUCUCGUUAUCCUCGCUAGAAUAUGGAGAUCUGUACAAGGCGAUUUGAUUACGUGUGCAGCUUGAUUGGUGCAUAGGUAAUAUGUUGUGUUGGAGUGUUACAAAGCAAUUAUAAGCAGGUUUAUUACAACUUCAAAAAAUAUUCCAGACCUAAACUGAAGUAAGAUUCCUAGUAGUUCAUUCCAUAAAAUUAUUUAUUGUUUAAUUAUAACUUGGUUUUAUCGUGCUAAGUAAAAAUAAAUGGUUAAAGUGGUCCAGAGCUGCUUCAUUACUUAUGUAAUAAUAAUUUUUAAAGCUUCAAUGUUCUCAUGUAAAAGAGAAACUGGAAUAAGUAAUAGUUCAAACAAGCAGAUUGAUUAAUCUGGAAUUUUUUUUACAAGACAUUAUUUGUCAUGUAAAAUUGAACAAACUCUAUGCACUUUACUUUUCAGCAAAACCACAAUUACAGUCUUUAGAAAGAAUAAACAAAUAUUUUUUAGGUCAUCAUAGCUGUUUUUUUUUAAUACUACAUAUAAGUUCUAUAUAAAACUUGGUUGAAAAUAAAUACAGGAGGGAAAUAGAUAAACUGCUGCCAACAAACAGAAUUCAUUUUGAGGUUUUUAGUGCCAUUAAAGGGGGUUUAAGCACACUUGUAUAAUUCUAUUCAAUUCAGUUUAUAUAACACCAAUUCACAGCACAUGUCAUCUCAAGGCACUUUACAAUUCAAACAGAUCAUCUAAGGAAAACCAGCUGAUUGCAUCAACCCAUUGACUCAAAAGCAAUCCCAUACACAUCUUUACUUUUAUGCCUUUUGGAUUUUGGUUCUAUGUCUGCAAGCGGUGAUUAACAUUUUAAAGACUUAGCUUUUGCAUGCCACUGUGUUAUCAGAUUAAAUUGAAUAGGCACUCUGAGCUGGUUCACACAGUACAAUUCAAAGCUGGUCAACAGGGAUCAAAACACACACACAGCUGCAUGUAAAUAAUAGACAUAAAUGCAUUCAUACUUGCUUUGGAUAAUUUUUUUUUAUUACUAUGAAGGAAUGCUUUGAUCAUAUCAGUCCAACUGGUCUAGACUUUUCAAUUAAUUCAAUAAAAGGUGAGGCUGUUUUUUCCCCAAAAUCCCAUUAAAAGGGAUUUUACGAAAAAGGAAUGAGAGGCUGUUAUAUGAAGCAUGAGUCUAUGCCCUGAUAAAGUGAAAA